UAUGCUUGCCACCAACCGUUAUACAUGAUAUUGCCCAGACAUGGUUCCUUGGAGAGACUAUGUGUAAGAUCAUUACAUAUUUACAGUGUGUCAGUGUGCUGGUAUCUGUGGUGACCUUGACCGCUAUAUCAGUUGAACGAUACUUAGCUAUCUGCCGACCAUUGUCAUUCCGAGGCUCCAGGUUCCGAACAGCGCUUGCUGUGCUGAUAAUAUGGAUACUUUCUUUAGUGUCUUCGUGUCCAUAUCUAGUGUUUAUGACAUCAAUUCAUGAUGAUUUAGUUCCUGCAUCAAUUGUGUUGCUAACAAGUUGUGUAUCAUCCGAUUUCAACCAAGAAUACAUAUUCCAGAUAUUUUUGAUGGUAAUAUUUUUCCUGAUUCCAUUCCUCAUAAUGACAUAUACAUACAUUCGGAUCGCUUUGUGUUUAUGGAGAAGCAGUACAUCAGGUUCGGUUGCUUUAGAUAGUAGAUCGGAAGCAGCAACGAUACAAUCCAGAGCGAGAAGACGAACAGCCCGGAUGUUGAUAGUUGUAGUUAUUGUGUUUUUUAUUUGCUACAUUCCGGUUUAUUUGAGUAAUAUAUUCAGAUAUGCGGGUUUGACAAAUACAACCAAUCAAGAUGUCCUUGCUUUAACAACUUUAACGUCUCAUCUUCUUUGCUAUUUCAAUAGUGCCAUCAAUCCUGUUAUUUAUAAUUUUAUGAGUGAAAAGUUCAAGAAAGAAUUUCGUGUGGCUUGUAAACUUUGUGGCUUAUCACCAACACAUGGAAGACACGGAACUUUGACAGGUAGAUUUUAG
Molecule: messenger RNA, 794 nt
Organism: Mytilus trossulus (common blue mussel)
Lineage: Eukaryota; Metazoa; Mollusca; Bivalvia; Mytilida; Mytilidae
Product: orexin receptor type 2-like
Exons: 5
Coding region: 60-794 (244 amino acids)
Biological process (GO): G protein-coupled receptor signaling pathway
Cellular component (GO): membrane
Molecular function (GO): neuropeptide Y receptor activity
Source: RefSeq, a predicted model, not a curated record